Molecule: messenger RNA, 945 nt
Organism: Otolemur garnettii (small-eared galago)
Lineage: Eukaryota; Metazoa; Chordata; Mammalia; Primates; Galagidae
Product: olfactory receptor 5D14
Exons: 1
Coding region: 1-945 (314 amino acids)
Biological process (GO): G protein-coupled receptor signaling pathway; sensory perception of smell
Cellular component (GO): membrane
Molecular function (GO): odorant binding; G protein-coupled receptor activity; olfactory receptor activity
Source: RefSeq, a predicted model, not a curated record
AUGGAGAUGGUUACAAGAAAUCUGAGUGUGGAGACAACCUUUGACCUCUUGGGGUUCACAGAUUACCCAGAGCUUCAGAUCCCUCUCUUCCUCGUGUUUCUGAUCAUGUACAUUAUCACCGUGGUGGGAAACCUGGGGAUGAUAGUAAUCAUCAAGGUCAAUCCGAAAUUUCACACUCCCAUGUACUUUUUUCUAAGUCACCUCUCUUUGGUUGAUUUUUGCUACUCUUCCAUCGUCACUCCCAAGCUGCUUGAGAACUUGGUCAUGGCAGACAAGAGCAUCUUCUACUUCAGCUGCAUGUUGCAGUACUUCCUGUCCUGCACCGCCGUGGUCACAGAGUCCUUCCUGCUGGCAGCGAUGGCCUAUGACCGCUUCGUGGCCAUCUGUAACCCUCUGCUUUAUACAGUGGUCAUGUCACAGAGGCUCUGUGCCCUGCUGGUGGCUGGGUCCUACCUCUGGGGUAUGUUUGGCCCUUUGGUGCUCCUCUGCUAUGCUCUCCAUUUAAAGUUUUCAGGACAUAAUGUCAUCAACCACUUUUUCUGUGAAUAUACCGCUCUCAUCGCUGUCUCCAGCUCUGAUAUACGCAUCCCACACCUGCUGCUUUUUGGCUUUGCCACCUUCAAUGAGGUGAGUACACUACUGAUCAUCCUUACUUCCUACGUUUUUAUUUUUGUGACCGUACUGAAAAUCCGUUCUGCUAGCGGGCGCCGCAAAGCCUUCUCCACCUGUGCCUCCCACCUGACGGCCAUCACCAUCUUCCACGGGACCAUCCUCUCCCUCUACUGUGUGCCCAACUCCAAGAACUCUCGGCAAACAGUCAAAGUGGCCUCUGUGUUUUACACAGUUGUCAACCCCAUGCUGAACCCUCUGAUCUACAGCCUGAGGAAUAAAGAUGUGAAGGAUGCCUUCCGGAAAUUAAUAGACACAAAAGUCUCAUUUUACUGA